CUUCCUCCCGCUCCUCCUCCACCGCCUCUUCCUCGUCCUCUCCUCUCCCUCUCGUACAGGAGGAGAGCAGCAUGAGGAUCCUUUGAUGCACCCGAGCAGGGGAAUUCGUCUUCUCCUCGUCUCUGUAUUUUUGUUGUGUUGUUAGCGGUGGGAAGUGGUGGAGAGGCUGCAGCAGUACCACUCUCCAACCGAUCCCUUCCAUCACUUCUCAGUUAAUGGAAAUACACACAGCAACAAGAUUACAUUGAUUCCUUCCCGCUCUUGGUUUUUCCUCAUUCAAUUUGGCUGCUAAGGACUGAGAGAAUGUUCAGUGCGGCAGAGGAAACAAACUUUUUUUUCUACCUUUUGCAACAUACCAGCCACUGUUUCAGGAGCAAAGUGUUGUGCGUGGAUCAGGACUCCAGGUGAUGUAGACCAGAAAGCCACAUUUUGAUAUUUUUUAUUCAUUCUGAGGCAAGCAGAGAGGACGGUGAUUUUCAAACCUGCAGCCGAGGCUACAACACUACAAAAGAGGAUUUUGUCUGAAGUGUCUGUUACUGGUCAUCACAGCGCGAACCAUGGGCCAGAGCCAGUUGGAGCUCCAGGAAAACUGAAAGGGAGAGAGACUACCUGCAAAAAUCAGACUGCAGCCUUAACAGGCUACCUCUGCUGGAUUACAUAAUAAAAGCACAGAGGAGUUUUCUGAGUUCCCUCUGGAAUUUUUAAUGGAAUUCACAUUAAUUGUUUUUAAUCAUUUUUAUUACAAAAGCACAGAAAACAUUUGGAAGUUUUCAAUUUUGUUUCUCCUCAGAAUGAGUCAUCUAUGAUUCAGUAUUUUUGAAACUACAUUUUAAUGCUGGUUUCCCACUAUCCUUAGCAACUUGAGUCCUAGACUAAGCCAUGCUGCUUUCUCAGAAGAGGAACUGAUUGUCAUUUUUUGUGACAAAAUAAAGCGCUGCUUCUUGUCUUGGCAUGCUGUUGCAUCCCACGGUGUCAGGAUUGUGCGCCAUGUUGCAGACCAUCUAUGAGACUGAGUCCUGUUUUUCCUCCGCCAGCACAGACAGCCACCAGCCUCUGGAGCUCCUAAGUGACAACAGGGGCUCCAGCAUUGCCAUGCCCACCACCGUGGUGGAGGUGAAGAGCAGCCUACCCUCGGGCAUGCAGAGCCCAGUAGGAACAGCGAGCGAGCAGAGAGGAGGAGGAGGUGGAGAGGCUGACGGGGGUCCGGCAGAAGGCCCAGUUGGAGGAGGAAGUGGAGGCCCAGUGGAUCUGCGGACAGAGCCCAGGGUGGGGUCUCUCUCGGGGGGUGUGGCAGCGGUGGACACAAGCCUAAGAGAGCAGCAGCUCCAGCAGGAACUAGUACUACUGAAACAGCAGCAGGAGCUCCAGAAACAGCUGCUGUUUGCAGAGUUCCAGAAAAAACACGAAGUUCUCACAAGACAACAUGAAGUCCAGCUGCAGGAACACCUGAAGCAACAACAAGAGCUGUUGGCAGCAAAGCGGCAACAGGAGCUGGAGCAGAAGAGGAAACUAGAGCAACAAAGACACGAAGAGCAGGAGAAGCACCGACUGGAGCAACAACUGCUGCUGCUGAGGAACAAAGAGAAAGGCAAAGAAAGUGCCAUUGCCAGUACAGAGGUAAAACUGAAGCUGCAGGAGUUCCUUCUCAAUAAGAAAGAGCCGGGCAUUGGCGGACUGAACCAUUCCUUCUCCCCAAAGUGUUGGGGAGUCCAGCACACCUCCCUGGAGCAGGGCUCUCCUCCACAGAGUAACACCCCAGGAACUCCUCCCUCCUACAAACUGCCCCCACUUCUGGGGAACUACGAGAGCAAAGAUGACUUCCCACUACGCAAGACAGUGUCGGAGCCUAACCUGAAGGUGCGUUCACGAUUGAAGCAGAAGGUGGCAGAGAGGCGCAGUUCUCCGCUCCUACGCAGGAAGGAUGGAACUAUUAUUAGUACCUUUAAGAAGAGAGCCAUAGAGAUAUCAGUCUCCUCUCUCUGUAAUAGCGCUCCAGGUUCAGGUCCCAGCAGUCCCAACAGUUCCAAUUCAGCUAUUGCCAACGGCAACACAGGAUCGGUCCCCAACAUCCAGACUGAGCUGAGAUCUCUCCAUCAGACACUGGGUGCUGAUGGGACAUUGAGUCCUUUGAAUCUCUACACCUCGCCUUCCUUGCCAAAUAUCUCCUUGGGCCUCCCUGCCAACACACACAUCACGAAGCUGUCUAACCAGCAAGAGGCUGAGCGUCAAGCAAUCCAGUCUCUGCGUGGGGGCGGAGCUUUAACAGGGAAGUUUCUCUCCACAUCCUCCCUACCUGCAGGGGUGGGACAUGAUGUGGAGACACCACCCCCCAGCUCUCAUUCUGCUCAUUCCUCAUUAUUGCAACACGUACUACUGCUGGAGCAGGCCAGACAACAGACUGCUAUGCUAGCUGUCCCCAUGUACAGCCAGUCACCGCUGGUUACGGCAGAGAGGGGCGUGUCCAGUGGCAUGCGGACGGUCAACAAACUGCCUCGCCAUCGGCCCUUGGCUCGGACCCAGAGUGCACCUUUGCCCCAGUCUCCCCAAGCCCUGCAGCAGCUGGUGGUCCAACAGCAACACCAGCACUUCCUGGAGAAACACUAUAAGAUGCUGUCGAAGGGGACAGACCUUCCCAGGCCGCCACCCACCCACCCAGAGGAGACAGAGGAGGAGUUGACAGAGACAAGUGACAUGCAGGAGGAUGAUGCAGGGACAAGCCUUCACAGGCUUCAGAAGGAAGGUUCCGAUGACAGCACACCUUCCUCUGAGCGACUUGGUGUGCAUGUGAAGGGUGAGGAGGAGCAUGGGGCUGUGCAUGUGAAAGGGGAGAGUACCGAGAGCGAGCUGGAUGAAGAGGAAGAGGACGAGGACAUCAUCCAGCUGAGGGAGGGUGAUGAAGAAGAGAGGGGGGGCUACUCCCAGACCUUGCAGCAGCUGGGUGUGUUCCAGUCCCCGUUGCCCCACAGGCCCCUGGGAAGAGCGCAGUCCUCUCCAGCAGCAUCUGUCAAUCCCAUCAAACACCUCUUCACCACCGGGCUUGUAUAUGACAGUCUGAUGUUGAAGCAUCAGUGUGUGUGUGGCAAUGCUCACAUCCACCCGGAGCAUGCCGGGAGAGUGCAAAGCAUCUGGUCCAGACUGCAGGAGACGGGCCUGCUGGGCCGCUGUGAGAGGAUCCGUGGGCGUAAAGCUUCUCUGGAUGAGAUCCAGUCUGUCCAUUCAGAGUUUCACACUCUGCUAUAUGGAACCAGUCCGCUGAAUCGGCACAAACUGGACCACAAGAAACUACUGGGUCCAAUCAGCCAGAAGAUGUAUGCUGUCCUUCCCUGCGGGGGAAUAGGGGUGGACAGUGACACCGUGUGGAAUGAGAUGCACUCGUCAGCGGCGGUCCGCAUGGCGGUCGGCUCAGUCAUCGAGCUGGCCUUCAGAGUGGCGGCUGGGGAGCUGAAGAACGGCUUUGCAGUGGUGCGCCCACCUGGUCACCAUGCUGAGGAAUCCACUGCCAUGGGGUUUUGUUUCUUUAAUUCAGUAGCCAUCACUGCUAAGCUGCUGCAACAGAAACUGGGAGUAGGCAGGAUCCUCAUUGUGGACUGGGACAUUCACCAUGGCAACGGCACCCAGCAGGCCUUCUACAGUGACCCCAACGUCCUCUACAUCUCCCUGCAUCGCUACGACGAUGGAAACUUCUUUCCUGGCAGUGGAGCUCCUGAGGAGGUGGGGUCAGCUGCAGGUGUUGGUUUCAAUGUGAACAUAGCGUGGACUGGAGGAGUAGAGCCACCUAUGGGUGACGUGGAGUACCUGACUGCCUUUAGGAGUGUGGUGAUGCCCAUCGCCCAGCAGUUCAGUCCAGAUGUGGUCCUGGUGUCGGCGGGCUUCGAUGCAGUGGAGGGGCACCAGUCGCCUCUGGGAGGAUACAAUGUUUCAGCCAAGUGUUUUGGGCAGCUAACGCAGCUGCUGAUGGGUCUGGCGGGUGGGCGUGUUGUUAUGGCACUGGAGGGCGGUCAUGACCUGACUGCCAUCUGUGAUGCAUCAGAGGCCUGCGUGUCUGCACUUCUGGGAGACCCGUGUGACUCGGUGUUUCAGUGGCCUCAGGAGAAACCAUGUCCAAAAGCCUGGGCCUCACUAGAAAGAGUAAUAGAGAUCCAGCAUAAACACUGGCCCUGUCUCCAGAGUUUAUCCCAGACGAGUGGCCACUCGCUAUUGGAUGGCCCUCUGGCGGCCAAGGGCCAAUCGGAGGAUGAAGCAGAAACAGUCAGUGCAAUGGCCUCCUUAAGUGUUGAUGUUGAGCAGCCAGCCACCAUUCCUGACAACACGGAAACCAGCAGGUCCACUGAGGAGCCAAUGGAGGAAGAGCCUGUAUUGUAGGAGGAGCUUAAAGCAGGAUCCACACAAAAACUCCACAUUCAUCUCCUUGUGGCACCCCCUCUUCUUCUUCCUUUUCCUCCUCCUCUGCAGAGUGUGUGUCAGUACACACACAAGCAGAGUGGAAUAGCGCUGUUGUCGGUCCGAUUGGCUGAGGAAAACGGUAUGGAGGCAGAAGAAGGCGGGGCCUGUGAAAAGCACGGAGACAUCUCUUUCCUACUGGUUUAUCGACCUAAGGAGGAGCAGACGACUUGUUAGCCUCUCCAUGGAAACCAGAGGAGGAGAGAGUCAACGAGGAGACACAUCUUGUGAUCUGUAUACUCUACCACCUGUACACAGCACCACUGAAUUUUUCCCUUCCUUCGCCGAAUCACGCUUUUGUCUUUCUAUUUAGUCCUUUAGUCCUGUGUCCGCAGGGGGACCAUGACUGUGGAAAACCUGAAUUUGUCAGACAGCAAGCAGACGACUUGUCUUCUUGUUUGUCAGAGAGGACAGGCUGAGCGAACAUGGAGUUGGCUGUCAGAGGAGGAAUAACUUGUUUUAAAAUGAGCAGAGAAGGAGGAGGAACUAGGUGCCUUUUAAAAAAAAAAAAAGAAAAAAAAAAGAAGAAGAAAAAAAGAAAAAAAAAAGUCCAAUCAGAAACCACAAAACACCACCGCCGCAGCACCUCAGCAAACCAACCAGCCAAUCAGGACUGAAGAAACACAUUGAUGCACACACAUAUACUGCUGUUGUUUCAGUUCAUUUUUUGAGUCUUUGUUUCUUCAUCUGGAUGCCUUAAUUUGUUCUUAUGUCACUAUUUAGCAACCUUGAGAGAGACAGUGUGAGAGAGAGAGAGAGAGACAUGAUAGAAAGGGUUAGGGUUAGGGAUACAAAUAUAUAUUCAGAAAUGCGUUUAACCUGAUAAGAAUUGUAUUUGCUUUCAAAUCGUACAAUAUUCAUACCAGGUGUUCCCAACAGACUGAAGAUAAGCCUCUAAAGCCAUCAUUACACACUAGAUGUCUCCGAUAAAAAUAGUUGAAUAUUAAUAUUACAUUAAUAGUAAUAUUCAACCUGACUUUUAUGGGAUCUGGUGAGUGUCUCAGGAUCAGGCCUGUUAAGCGUCACGUCAGACCACCCGCUCCUUUCUCUCUCUGUCUCUCAUUCUGGUUGAGAGUCAUCUGACCUGAGCCCCGUCCCUUCUUCUUUAAAGGGGAUUGUUGGAUUGUGGCAUGUUUUUGAAACACCACAACGUCCACCAUGUCCCUCUUAUUUCUUUUUUAUUAUUAUUAUAAUUAUUAUUAUUAUUGUAAUAUUUCCUGUUUUGUGUAAAUACUGUCUCCUGUCUUGUUGCCCACGGUUACGUCACAGCAGACUCAGUGUGGUCUCUUUUCUAUAUCUGUACAUACAUAUAUGUAUAAAAACACAAAAUACUCUCUCUUUUGUAUAAAAAAGAAAAAAUAUUAUAUAUAAAUAUAUAUAAAUAUAUAUAUGUAAACAGUGUUUUAUCCAAUCAGAUUGGAUUUAUGAAUAUAUAAUAUUUGGAAAUUUGAUGUUUUAAAGGUUUGGCUGUUUGACAGGAAGUAAGCACAAGGUCUGAUGUCAUCAGACUGACACUUGUUUGUUUGUUUGUUUGUUUAUUUGUUUGUUUGUUUACAGAGGGUGGCUGGAUAGUUGUUGUCAUAGUAGUAGUUGUUGUUGUUGUUGUUGUUGAAGGGGAACAGCAAUCUCCAUUUCCUCUGGCAGGACCAAGCAGGGCGCUGCUCUCCACAUUCAAACAGCAGCAACUACAGAAAAGAAUAUGUAAGGUCAAAGGUCAUGACUGGGUGAAUAGCUUGGUCCAGUAAUGACACAUUUUGUUGUCCAACAAAGAGUUGUGCUGCGUUUCAGUCAGUGUCAGUGGUCAGAAUUUCCUAAUUUACAACUUCAGAUCUACAAGCGUUCCAAAAAACCCUCAGCCUGUUUGGAUAUUUAAACAAAAUAGCAGGAGGAAAUGACCUACAAGGUAACAGACGCCAUUACAGAUAUUACUUUACAGCACUUUUAUACUUGGAACUGUAUUCCAUGGGUGCUUCCAUUGUUGUGUGACAUCGGCUAACUGCUCUUGUGUUAAGCCAGGAUAGAUAAAUUCUCCCUGUGUCUACAAUUUUCAACUUUAAGUGGGGUUCUAUUGUAAUUUAUCUGGAAUGCAGCAUUGGCUCGCCCCCUCCAUUGCUUAUAUCAUUCAUUAGCCAUGACUGUGAUAAUGCGUAUCAAACUUGAUUCACCAGAUCCUGUAAUGGGUACAUUUAAGUCAUUGACAGUGUUUGGAGAUACAAACUCAACAGAUGGUCACUAAUCUUCUUAAUAAUGUGUAAGAUGAAGAACAAUGUCAGGCAGUUGUAAAGUAACAAAAUAUAUGACUUACCCUGAUCAUGAAAGGUUGCUUACAUGAAACCCAAUACCAACCAUAGAAGUCAAAGGUAACACAGGAAGUCACAGUGUUUUCAGAAGGCUAUCAGUGGAGCACAAAAUCUGAUCCAUGGAGGUCUAAGAGAGGGCAAGAGAUGUCAGAGAGCUGAAAGAUUCAAGAGGUUCAGUUCAACUUCCAAAACUAUUUCAAUAGUAGCUGCCUUGAACCGUCAUUGUGUUUGGCAUGGGAACAAAGUACCUUAGAAUCUUGGCAAAUUCAUCUCAUUUGAGUAGUUAAAUUUGGAGUACAAUGUUGGCAGUCUACAUUUUAAGAAACCACUGAUAGGCUCACAUUUGUACACAGUUAGGCUGCAUACUGUAGUGACGUUUCAACAGAACGUGCCGUUAUGUUUACAUUUAUACUAAAUGUCUGAAGUUGGAGAGAAUGGUGGCAGAGUUACAAGCCAGUGACCACUGUUCAGGAUGGUGUUAGAGACUUUCUACAACUGUAAGUGUGAAACCAGGGUUUUAAAAGUGAUCUCCGAAAUUCUCCAGCUGUGCUUGGGGUGACCAAAACGGGUAUUUUGAAAACAAAAAAAAACAAAAAAACUUUUCCUAACCCUAACCAGGUGCUUUUAGUGCCUAAAUCUAACCAGAAUAGAUGUAACCAGAGUAGAAGAAUGGUGUUGUUGUUGACAGAACUGAAAACUGAACCUAAGGAAACAAAAAGUUGGAACAUUGCAACAAAAAAUUGAAAGGUUUUAACAUAUCAGUUGUUUUGCAGAAACAUACAUUGUAAACAUUAAGUCCGGUUAUUGGGCUGAGACAAACAUUUUUUGCAUGCAACGUGUUUUGUUUGAAAAAGCCAAUGUACAGAAGUAACUGAACUUGAUGUUUAAAGAGGAUACCUUUCGUGAUCAGGGUACACUGGGUAUUUUUGUUAACCUCUUUGUUUGCACUUGACACAUUCCCACAUUGAAGUUGCUAAGAAGAUUACUUACCAUCCAGUGAGUUCAUAUUUUCAACAUUGUAGCCCUAACAAAUUUAAUUAUACUCUCAGCAACCACCAUACAUACAUAGUAUGCGCUGCCUGGAUCAAGGCUUAUGGGCCACUUGGUGACUGAAAGGGCGAUUCAGGACUAGGUUUUCUGAGAUCUCACAAGUAAAGCAGUGCUCUCACAAAGUCAUCCCCUAACAAUUGGCUACCUUUUGAGAACAUUUGAGGUUAAACUGCUCUUCUGCCAUUUUGAAAAGUCAACUUCUUAAGCUUAAUACUUGUGAUUCACCAACCGAGUAAAAAGAAGAGUGGCUUUAAAACUGCAACUGCAGUUAAAUGUUGAUGACUAUUAAAUACUUGUUCUAAGUAGAACUCGUUAAACCUUUUAAAAUGGGCUUUCCGCUAAACCAAAACUCCAUACACACCCAUUUCACUGUUGGCGAACAUGGCACAAACAGGUAACUACACUAAGGUCUGGCCACCUAAAACCUCCAGACUUUUCUAAAACUGACUGAUCAUGUCAGAGGGCAGAGAUGUUAGCCAUACUAUUUGCCACAUCUCUGCUCGUUUACGACCCAUCGGACGCAAAGCAUCAGAACUGGACCAUUCUAUUAUCCACAUCUAUAGAAACUCAGACACUUUCAAGUCUUUCAGUAAGCUGACUGCUGGACACACAUCUUCAACCUCACUCAGAUCCAUUUCUCUGGACCCUGGUGUAGCGAGCGUUGUAGCUCACACUGCUGCCUCUGGGGUCUCAUCUGUUUAAAGCAAUAUAACACUAAUGGGAAGACCGCAGUGACCGGAACAGAGAGGAAGAGAACCGCAAUGUCCAGCUUUAGCAUUGCCAUGGUAUCACAGCAGAUAGUGUCAUAGCUUACAUCAUUUGCGUAGCUUCCUGUAGUGCUCUUUGUGUGUAUUAUCUGUCAGGUGGAAUGGACAGAGUAUUGAUUGAUCAACAGAUUCAUUUAUUGAGCUGUGUUUCCUGGCAGUUCAGUGUAGUCUCUCUGUACCAAUGUAAACACUAAGGCUAUGUUGUCCAAAUAAACCAGUAGUCAAUAACAGCAGCACCUCUGGUUAGUGAGGUAGAGUGGUGGAGCUGGACAAACUGGUAACUCAACAUGUCCGAAACAGAUAAGGGAUUAGCUGUCCAACGUGGCAGCUGUUGAAGUCUUGAGUUCGACUGAAGUUCUUGGAGGCACAAAGGAACAAAACAUUGCUCUGUGGUGGAACAAGCAAGCGGCAACAACCGCAUGUAAGAAGACAGUCAAUUAAAGAAUACUUACCCUGCUUUAAAAUGCCUUAAUUAUAUUAUCUUUUUUUUUUUUUUUUUUUUUAAUUAACACCAACAAGUCAUGAAUUCCGAUUGUCUGUUGAAGAAUCAGGUGUUUCAGCCUUAUCUGUUUUCUGUAGUUUUGAACAUCAUUCCCAUAGGUAACUAGAACACUAAGUAGAGUGAUACCUCCACCAAGACCCAGCAGUUCCCUUUACGGCUCACUCAUAGACACCAGCCACCAAAAUACACGGAGAUCUAUGUAUUAGAGAUUAAUGAAAUGAUUGAAAAGUGCCCCGUCACACGAUGUUAAAGGAAAUGAGAAAAAGUUCCUGGAUCUGGCCCUUGAUCCAAAUCCUCAUGAAAAUGUAAUGGGUUCUAUUCUGGGCCAAGAUCCAAGCUUUGUGGAAAUCCUGAUUUGUCAGGAGUUUUUGAUUAAUCCUGCCGACAAAGCAACCAACCUACAAACCUUGGCGAAGGUGACGAGAACACUAUUCACCAAUUUAAAUGGCGAAGACUGGAAGUAGUUGUUUUUUUAUACAGUUGGGCAGUCAGACACUAACAAACCACCAGUGUACUUGCCAUAGCUUUGAGAGAAGCCUCUUCCUGUACAAAGACAAGUGAUCAUGCACGCUCGCCUCAAAUUAUAUUGUCAGAUUAUGUGGUAUAGAUUAGCUGUUCCCAGUCCUUUCUUAGGGCUUGAGACCAUAUGAAGUCCCUACAGGUCUAAAACAAUCAGGUAUUCACAAUUAUAAGUAAAGAGUAGAGAUAAAUUGGAAACACGUACAAAAAAACAUGUUUGGCAGAUGUUCUUUUUUUUCCCCUUGUAUGAGAUUCAUGGUGAACCAUUGGGCAAGGCUAGAUUACCAACUUGGCAAAGUGGCUAAAACCCAUCUUGUAGGUGACAAUUUCUGUAACUUCCUAAAGCUGACAGUCACGUCUUAACACUGGGAUUGGUCGGGUGUGCAGAACUGAGAAUGUAAGACAGGAUCAGAAUUUUUAGAUCAACCUUUUUAGUACAAACAACUAGAAUGUCCUUGAGGAAAGACAGCUCAUCUUGGUGUCUUUCCAUCCCAGGUUUUUAACGCACGUUUGACAUAUGGACGUAACAAAACCUCUGUGGACAUGCCAAUAUGCUCGGCUGAGGUGGGAAAAGUUGGUGUAUCGUUUAAAAACAAAAUGCAGUGUUGCGACUAAAGCUGACUAAAAGAAGAACAAAAAAUAACGAUGAACACAAAGCAUGUGACCCGAACAUCCACAGGACUAAAAUGACAGCAACAUAGCAGCAUUUCUGGAAAUGUAUGCUAAAUUGUAGGAAUGUAGGAAAAUUGACUAUAGACUACAUGCUUGCCCUGCUUUUUCAGCCUUUGUCAGAUCAGCUGUACCCACUUUCUCUUUUUGAAUCCCAACGUUUAAACCAAUUCUUUUUGAACAUACCCCGGCCUUUCGUUGUAGCGAUAUUGCUCUGUCCAGAGGUUUAAUAAUGAAUUGUAGUUAAAAGAAAUAAAAGCCAAAAGAAGCAUAAUUGUAACAAACAGAAUUAUCUUUUCAGUCAGGUCGGUUGCUCUUUGGUCUCACGCUGCUGAAAGAGGCCACACACAAGCACAAAUUGCAGAAUAAACUCUCAAGAGGUUGUUUUCAGCUCAGCUCUGGUUAGGGUUAGGUCAGAGUUCAAGUCCAUAUUCUUGUUGGGUUCUGGUCAUGAGUCCUAAUGAAAAUACGGGGCACCAGCAGAGUUUCUUAAAACUGUAAUGGUCAGUGGGCGAAUUGAGGGGAGAUUUGUUGGUACAUCCUGAUACGACACAGCCUGACAAUCCCCCCUUAGAAGAGAGUCGAGAGACGGAGGGGUUGUUGAAUUCAAUGCUUGACUGAUUGAUCCGUUACCUGACCGAGGUUUGUGAGAGAUUUUAUUUAUAGCCCCGACCACGACUGUGAAACUCAGAAGAACCAAAAGAGUUAGUUUGUUAGUCGCGGGUAAAUAAAACACACCGGGUCCAUACCCCCCCCCUUCCGUUAAAUAUCCUGCUAGCAAUACGAUACUUCCAGUGCUGGUGGUUUGUGUCGUCACAGUGAUGAAACCUCUCCAGUCCAGAGGCUCCGGAGCUUUACUCUUGUUACCACCCACACACACACACACACUAAGGUGAAACGCACACUUUCACACUCAGACACACACAGACUAUUUUGCUACAUGAGUUAAUACUGUAUAUUUCUUGAUAUGUUUGAUACUGUGGUGUACAUGUAGUGUCCUGCUAUGAUGCGGUGUUGGGGUGGGCGGGAUAUCUUUGGACUUUUGGGUGGGACAGGGGAGGUUCAGUAUCGCUGUCGUCUCCUCUCUCUCUCUUUUACCUCUUUGUGUUUUUGUGGGGGGGAGACGCUCCCUCUGUUACUCUGUCUCGUCUGGCUCGUGACUGAAACGUUGGAGUAAAAAAAAAAAAAAAAUGCAGAUUUGUUGGAACUGAUCACAAGCACAUUCCUGACUCUUCUUUGUCCGUGCUGUCUUUUGAAUCCAGAUUCUUUCUUGUUGCGACAAUUCGACAUGUGUCUAGUUCUUGCUGACUCACAUGUAUAUAUAAAGUGCAUAUAUGUGUACACAUGUGCAAUACACGCUAUUGAGCAAUCUAUUACUGUGACUAUUAUUGAUGAUGAUACUUGUCCCUUCUUGGAGGUUUCAGCCCGUUUUUUUUUCUUCUCGUCCUGAUUUCCUGUUGAUGACUUGUGUUGCGGGAGCUUAAAAAGGGAAGACGGCGACUCUUGUGAUUGUUCACAAUCAGUUUCAUUUCAGGGGUUUGUAGACAUUUUAAUGAAGCCCUUUUUUUAUUACUCUCACUGUAAUGUUGUGACGUUGAUCCUGAUUAUCUGUUUCUUUGUUGUUUUUUUUUAAGUGGGCCUGUUGUUAAACUUGUCUGGAAACUCAAUAAAGCAAUUCACCGAC
Molecule: messenger RNA, 11931 nt
Organism: Acanthopagrus latus (yellowfin seabream)
Lineage: Eukaryota; Metazoa; Chordata; Actinopteri; Spariformes; Sparidae
Gene: hdac5
Product: histone deacetylase 5
Exons: 28
Coding region: 952-4362 (1136 amino acids)
Biological process (GO): negative regulation of transcription by RNA polymerase II; chromatin organization
Cellular component (GO): histone deacetylase complex
Molecular function (GO): histone deacetylase activity
Source: RefSeq, a predicted model, not a curated record